GAGGUCUCCUCAGCACAGCCAGCUGCAGUUCUCAAGCAGAGGAACCGUAAGGGGCCAGGCAGAGAAAAAAAUGGCUUCCUCCAUGAUGAUCUCCUCCGCUGCCACCGCGGUCAUCAACAGGGCCGCCCCGGCUCCGGCCAACUCAGUCGCCCCCUUCAACGGGCUCAAGUCGACUGCCGCUUUCCCCGGCACCAAGAAGCCCGCCAACGACCUGUCCGCCGUCCCCAGCAACGGUGGCCGCGCCCAGUGCAUGAAGGUAUGGAAUCCCUACAACAACAUCAAGUUCGAGACCCUCUCUUACCUUCCCCCACUCAGCGACGAGCAAUUGGCCAAGGAGGUUGACUACUUGCUCAGGAUGAAGUGGAUUCCCUGCCUCGAGUUCGACAAGAUUGGCAGCGUCUACCGUGAGCACGGCAGCUUGCCCGGGUACUACGAUGGCCGCUACUGGGUCAUGUGGAAGUUGCCCAUGUUCGGUUGCAACGACUCCGCCCAAGUGUUGAGGGAACUGGCUGAGUGCAAGAAGGAGUACCCCAACUGCUUCAUCCGGAUCAUUGGCUUCGACAACGUCCGCCAAGUGCAGUGCAUCAGUUUCAUUGCCUACAAGCCCCCACACCCCAAAUAAGGAAGCAGAGAUGAUGGCCUUCUCUGUCCCUUUCCCUCUCAUAGUGUCCUCUGUUACGUUGUUUGUUUUAGCGUCUUUUCCUUUCAAUAUCUCUUUUUGCCACAGCUCUCCAGCAAUGGUUUGAGAAUGGCUGUGUUUAUUUGAGAACAUAACAACCAAGACUGGCAUUUGGUAUGUGUAUGAGUUAUGAAGAGCUCCGGCUUUAUAUGCAAUUGCUGCUACUCUCCAAUAAUGUUAAAAGACUUCGAAUUUGUGGCA
This is a messenger RNA of Nymphaea colorata (pocket water lily), 880 nucleotides long. RefSeq names its product ribulose bisphosphate carboxylase small subunit, chloroplastic 3-like. The record is from RefSeq and is a predicted model, not a curated record. The transcript is spliced from 3 exons. The coding region runs from base 71 to 622 and encodes 183 amino acids. Lineage: Eukaryota; Viridiplantae; Streptophyta; Magnoliopsida; Nymphaeales; Nymphaeaceae.